ACUGUCCCCGCUGUGUGCACUGACCACCCGUGUUCUAAACUGUCCCCGGUGUGUGCACCGACCACUCGUGUCCUGAACUGUCCCCGCUGUGUGCACCGACCACCCGUGUUCCGAACUGCCCAGCUGUGUGCACCGACCACCCGUGUCCAAAAACUGUCCCUGUUGUGCGCACAGACCACCUGGGUUUUGAACCUACCCGUUGAGUCCCCG
Molecule: messenger RNA, 210 nt
Organism: Staurois parvus
Lineage: Eukaryota; Metazoa; Chordata; Amphibia; Anura; Ranidae
Source: the annotation of a GenBank genome assembly